AUGACGUUUCAGAAAAGAUUGUUCAAGCUAGUGGCUGACAGUCAGCCGUACCAAAGCAUACAAGAGAUAGCUGACUCGCUGAAGAUCAGCUCCCACAGACUGUCCCAGCCGGUAUUCCUCAGCGGUUCGGAGAUUCAGCCGGCGCAGGGCGUCAUACGGGAGGGAGACAGCUUCAGAAUCACUGCCGUCACCCAUGAGCUCAGCGGUGGACGUGUGCAGUGUGAGCUGCUGCACAGAGAGCCCAAGAUCUGCUUCAGCCUGAGCUUCUCCCAGCAAGGCCACUUCACAGAGUGCCAGGACAACCAGUUCUACACCCUGAAAGAGAUCGCAGAGUGGAAAAUCUCCAAAGGCAGAAAUAGGACUGUAACCGAGGUCAAAACUCUUCCCAAGAAGGACUUCUUAUUCUCGAAUUUGCUGGAGAAUGUAUUUGGAGAGCUGAAGCUGACCCCUGUGUAUGAACUAAAGGCUGUUACAAGGCUCAGUGAGAAAAUUCUGCUCAUCCCAUCAAAUUUGGACGUGGAGGUGGUGGACGUCACUGAGCAGUUUGAUUGUGACUCAUUUGUGCAGCCUCUCUCUCUUAUGGACGUUUUCAAGAGUCCUACAGAGUUUUUUCCUGUGGUGGCCAAGUUGUCAUGUGAAAGACCUUUCAAGCUUUCUCCAGAGCUGGAAACACUUUUCAAAACCAAUCAGGUGAUCAUUCAUCAUGCUUUCUAUGCAAAACGAAUACUGGCCUCGGAAAUGGGUCGUGAAUCAACGAGACACUUUCUUAUUCCGGAGUCCUACAACGGACGCCUCAAGCGGCGGCCGCGCCAGUUCCCCACCGCCUACGAUCUGGAGCGAGCGCGCAGCGAAACCGAGCAGAUACGCGUGGUGGCCACCAGGGAGUUUGAGUCUGUGUACAAUGGGCUAGCUUCCGUAAGCGCUGGGGAUGAGUUUAUAGUGACCAAAGGCAAAAGCUGUGCGCUUUCACACAAUGGAACCAAGAGGGCAGCCGAUGCUUUUCAAUGUCUGAAAGUCACAGGGACAGAGGCGAAGGAGCUUGUGCGCCUCUCCAUGUGUUUGGAGGGGAGAUUCAUGGAGCUGGUUAAAGACAAGCGUCAAUACACCAUUGCGGAAAUAUGCCGAUGGUUCCCGUUGCCUUUCAACGUUAAAGUGUCUGUGCGAGACCUCUCUUUGAAGGUGGACAUUUUGGCUGGCGUACCCGGUCUGCACAUUGAGGAGGAGAUCUCUGACCCUUGCCUCCUCAUUUCAAACUCUGAGCUGUCAGAGAUCAGGGAGGUGCCAGUCAAUCGCACAGACUUGAUCCUCAACAUAAAGCAGCACUGGGAUGGCCAGAGUCCAGUAUGUAGUGGGAAUUCAGUCAUAGAGGAGAUCUCAGAGGACUGUUACUACACACUCAGGAGGUACGCCGUUUCUACCAUCACACCCCCUCCACGACCUCCCAAAAAACCCAAAGACCCUCCACCUCGACCUCCCAAGAUGCUGUCGUCCAGAUCUGAGAGCGCAAACAGUGAAAGCUCCAGCUGCUCUCCACAGAGUCUUUGUGUUGAACCUUUUAAGCAAGAUGACUUCAUUCAAUGCAGUGAUUCAAGAAAUGGAAAUGACAAAAAGGUUCCCAUUAGUCCAGUCACUUUGCCAAGACCUACCCUGCAGAAAGCAUCAUAG
Messenger RNA from Sinocyclocheilus grahami, 1665 nucleotides. Its product is annotated as protein THEMIS-like. The transcript has 5 exons. Bases 1 to 1665 code for a protein of 554 amino acids. The record is from RefSeq and is a predicted model, not a curated record. Gene Ontology annotation, biological process: T cell receptor signaling pathway. Gene Ontology annotation, cellular component: nucleus; cytoplasm. Lineage: Eukaryota; Metazoa; Chordata; Actinopteri; Cypriniformes; Cyprinidae.